Messenger RNA from Cydia pomonella (codling moth), 2389 nucleotides. RefSeq names its product LIM homeobox transcription factor 1-beta (gene Lmx1a). The transcript is spliced from 4 exons. The coding region runs from base 682 to 1839 and encodes 385 amino acids. Gene Ontology annotation, cellular component: nucleus. Gene Ontology annotation, molecular function: DNA-binding transcription factor activity, RNA polymerase II-specific; RNA polymerase II transcription regulatory region sequence-specific DNA binding. Gene Ontology annotation, biological process: regulation of transcription by RNA polymerase II; neuron differentiation. NCBI's taxonomy places the organism in Eukaryota, Metazoa, Arthropoda, Insecta, Lepidoptera, Tortricidae. The record is from RefSeq and is a predicted model, not a curated record.
AUGACAUUGUCAUUGAUAGUGUCUGGUCCGCAAGUACCUGCCUUUCAUUUUACAGAUUGACUUAGUUUUACUCGAUAACUAGACAAUACUUGCAAGAUACUGAAAUCAGAUAAGUACUUAAGAUACGGUAUGUUUUAAUCAGGUACGCCUCAAAAAUAAUGCUUUAUUUGCGAAUUUAUCAAUAAAGAUAGGUACCUACGUUAAAGCCUACAAUACCUAACACAGUCAGUUCGAUGCCUUCUCUCUCCAAUAUAUUCUUCCAUUUUCCAAUUAUACUGUAUGAAAUUUUCCGAUAAUACUUCGAAUAGUUUGUCUAAAAUAAUGCUCACUUUAACGAUAGCCAUUCCAUUGUAAAUAAAAAUACAGUAAAUUCAGUGACAUCACCGUUAUCACUAUUCGCUGUCUGGUGCGAAACACAUAGGCUUUUUUCAAACGAAUAAAUACGAUUUGUUGGUGCCAUUUCAGCCAAGCGGCAAAUAUCAUAGCUUUGAUCUGUAUUGGGUAGGUUGGGUUACGGAUGAUAAAGGCGGAGUUAUUCGAAAUGGGGGCCUCGUGAUUGGUCGGGUGGGAUGAAGGGGGACAGAGAGAGGCGCCUCGGCGUGGGUCGAAGAUUGUCAGACUCGCCAUUGUGAGUCCGGCCGGCGCGGCGCGAGUGUCUCGGGGUGCAGUGACGUGGACUGUAUGGACAAAAUGUUGGAAUUUUACACAAAUAUGAAUGCGGGAUUGAUGCAAGAUGGGAUGCAGCCGCCGCUCUCGUGCUCGGGCAGGACAGAACUCAACGCAAGUAUCAAACGGGAAAAAAUAGUGGAAAUCUGCGAGGGAUGCGGUCAAAAGAUACAAGACAGAUACCUCAUGCGGGUCGGAGAGUUGUCGUGGCACGAGCACUGCCUUAGCUGCUGCGUGUGCGGCUGUCCGCUCGCGCACACCUGUUUCACGCGCAACGCCAAGCUCUACUGUAAACCCGACUAUGACAGAUUGUUUGGAGUUAAAUGCACGAGAUGCGGCGAUCGCCUCCUUCCACAAGAAAUGGUCAUGCGAGCUCAACAGUACGUUUUCCACAUUCAGUGCUUCGUGUGUGUCAUGUGCUGCCAACCUCUUCAAAAAGGCGAACAGUACGUGAUAAGGGCUGGCCAAAUAUUUUGUCGACAAGACUUUGAAAAAGAAAUGUAUCUGAUGCAGCACGCAGAAGAUGACAUGAUUAUAGACGACUCGGAGCGUCCGCGAGACGGACGCCGAGGGCCGAAGCGCCCGCGCACUAUUUUAACAUCUGCCCAAAGAAGGCAGUUCAAAGCAUCAUUCGAAGUUAGUCCUAAACCGUGCCGCAAAGUUAGAGAAGCUCUCGCAAAAGACACUGGCUUGAGCGUGCGAGUAGUACAAGUAUGGUUUCAAAACCAGAGAGCUAAAAUGAAAAAAAUCCAAAGAAAAGCAAAACAAGAGGGAGAUAAAAAUAAUGACAAAGAUAAAGAUAAGGAUGAGAAAAGUAUCAAACAGGAAUCUCCGUCGAGUGAGCAUGGGAACUAUUUAGGGCUUGACGGAUCAUAUUCAGCGUCUAGCCAACCCCUAAAUCCAAACCUGCCGUACUCCCCCGAUGACUAUCCAGCACAUUCCGGAGACAGCUUUUGCAGUUCAGACAUAUCACUAGACGGUAGCAACUUCGAUCAACUCGACGAAGGAGCUUCCGACACCAUGAGUUUACAAAACUUAGAAGUCCAGCAUCACUCUCACCAGCACGGUGGGCACACUGCUCACGAGCCCCUGAACCUGGGCACGGGCGCGGUGGUGAAUCCCAUAGACAAAUUAUACCUUAUGCAGAAUUCGUAUUUUAGUACUGAUCACUGAUUCGGGAGAGGAGGCGCGGUUCGGCGGCACCGCAGGCAGCUCCGCGGCCCAUCCGCGUCAGCCACUGCGUCCAAUGCACAACCCCAAAAUAUCUUCAAUGUAACUACCAAUUCUUUAUGGAAUUCACUUGUGGACUUGAACAACUAUUACUCGGAUAAAUAUUUUAUGGUAUAGGUUGGUGAAGUGCCUGUUCAUAACAUGAUGUAAACUAUUCGAGUGAACCUAUCCGAGUCAAUGUCACCAAAAAAGAAAAUACUUAUCAUUCAAGGCACCAUUUUCAACACCUGUAUAUUUGUAAAAAUGUUAGUAGGUAACAAAUGUAAAAAAAAGAUACUAUAUUAGUAGUAAGAAUAAUAAAGUACAUUUACUUACUUUCCAAAAAGUCUUGAGUAAAUGUUGUAAGUAUGUAAUAAGUUUUCAGUGCCGAAUUAGUUACUUAUUUAAUAUGAAAUAUACUUCAUAUGAUAAUUUCUAAGAAAAUGUAAAACCUUAUUUGAGUUAGACCAUGCUAAAAUUUGAAAGCACAGACUAAUAUGGAAGUACUGUUUUA